Molecule: messenger RNA, 954 nt
Organism: Malassezia sympodialis ATCC 42132
Lineage: Eukaryota; Fungi; Basidiomycota; Malasseziomycetes; Malasseziales; Malasseziaceae
Exons: 2
Coding region: 1-954 (317 amino acids)
Biological process (GO): mitochondrial translational initiation; ribosome disassembly
Cellular component (GO): mitochondrion
Molecular function (GO): ribosome binding; translation initiation factor activity
Source: RefSeq, a predicted model, not a curated record
AUGCCCCCCGCCGCUGGAGGCGCGCCGCCGGACCUCGAUCCCGUACGCCAAGCGAAUCAGCAGCGGUUCUCGCGCGACCUCGAGUUUCUUUCGGCGCUCAGCAACCCGUUUUACCUGCACCAGCUAUCGCAGCAGGGCUACUUUGACGACCCCGCGUUCCUGCGCUACCUCAACUACCUCGACUACGUUCGCGCGCCUGCGUACGCCAAGUACCUCACAUACCCCCAGGCACUGUACUUCCUUGGCCUCUUGAAGCAUGCGUCUUUUCGCUCUGCCGUCGCUGACUCGGCGUGGCCCCACGACACGGCUGCCCGCCAGAUUGCUCACUGGGCUACGUGGCGCCGGCCUGCGGACGUUCCAUUCGACACUCCUCCGCGCCUGCGUGACGAGGACAUCCGCGCGCCGCUCGUGCGCCUCGUGGACCCCGCGUCGGGGCAGCUGCAAGGGCCGUUUCAGCCGAGCGACAUCCUCGCCAAGAUCGACCGCAAGGCAUACGCCCUGCUCCAGGUGACCGAGGCGCCGGCGGAGGCACGCGACCGCGCCGAGUGGCACAUCAGCGAGCUGCCCAUCUGCCGGCUCAUCAGCAAGCGCCAGGCGUACCAGAAAGAGCGCGAGAAGAAAAAGGCGCCGCCGCGCGCCGCGCCGCCCAAAGUCCUGCAGCUGUCGUGGAACGUCACGGAAAACGACCUCACACACAAGGUCGCACGCGCACGCAAGGAUCUCGAGCGCGGCGCGCGCCUCCGCACCGUCAUUGUCUCGAAAAAAGGCACGCCCCGCGUGCUCCCUGGCAGCCAGGAAGACGAGCGGCGCAUCGGGCUUGUCGACACGCUCCUCCGCGACCUGUGUGCGCCGCACGCCGAUAGCGACGCCGAUAUCGCGCGCGUGGUCCAGGGCCCCACAUGGAAGAACGGCCGCUCCCUCGUAGAGUGGACGCUCGACGCCGUCGCGCCGUAG